This is a messenger RNA of Coniophora puteana RWD-64-598 SS2, 819 nucleotides long. RefSeq names its product dCMP deaminase. Gene Ontology annotation, molecular function: zinc ion binding; hydrolase activity. The coding region runs from base 1 to 819 and encodes 272 amino acids. The transcript has 8 exons. The record is from RefSeq and is a predicted model, not a curated record. NCBI's taxonomy places the organism in Eukaryota, Fungi, Basidiomycota, Agaricomycetes, Boletales, Coniophoraceae.
AUGUUUGUCGCGAUCGUCGGCACACGUUACGCUGGGAAGUCUACUAUCAGAGAUUAUCUGGUGUCUCGUGGAUUUACAUCCAUCUCCCUGGAUCUAACCGCGGACGAACCGAUGCACUUCUCUUCAGCUGCUCUACUGCUUGAGUAUGUGACUGAGCGGUGGCGACUGAAAUUUGUGACCACCGACUUGAAGACUAAAGAUCUCCUCGAGUCUUUCUCUACCCGACCUUUUUUCCUACUGUUACACCCUUUUACCCCGUUACGGAACCUCCAUAAUCUCGUCGGGCUUAGCAUCAUCAAUGCGUUUGACACUAUCCAAGAACUGCACGAGCACGUUUUUUCUUUAGAAAUCACCAAUCUGGAACGCUUACGCCCACGAUGGGACACCUAUUUUAUGACCCUUGCAGACCUAGCCUCACACCGGUCAAACUGCAUGAAACGCCGCGUGGGUGCAGUCCUAGUCCGAGACAACCGAAUCCUUGCCACCGGCUACAACGGUACCCCAAGGGGUGUUACCAAUUGCAAUGAAGGCGGCUGCAUACGGUGUAACCGCGGCGCAGCGGGAGAGAACAGCUUUUCCUGUCUGUGCCUCCACGCGGAGGAAAAUGCCCUUCUAGAAGCAGGCAGAGACCGCAUCGGUUCCAAUGCCAUUCUCUAUUGCAACACUUGUCCCUGUCUGACCUGCACGAUCAAGAUCAUCCAGUGUGGUGUCAAGAGGGUUGUCUAUAAUCUCAGUUAUAAAGUUGAUGAAGCAUCUGCGGAAUUAUUCAAGGAAGCCGACGUGGAGCUUGUCAAGUAUGCCCCCCCACCGGAAGCAUGA